Molecule: messenger RNA, 3209 nt
Organism: Hippopotamus amphibius kiboko
Lineage: Eukaryota; Metazoa; Chordata; Mammalia; Artiodactyla; Hippopotamidae
Gene: DNAJC3
Product: DnaJ heat shock protein family (Hsp40) member C3
Exons: 12
Coding region: 147-1661 (504 amino acids)
Biological process (GO): protein folding in endoplasmic reticulum
Cellular component (GO): endoplasmic reticulum
Molecular function (GO): protein-folding chaperone binding; misfolded protein binding
Source: RefSeq, a predicted model, not a curated record
CCACCGCUGCCUUCCUCCGCGGGGCGCCAGCCGCCUCAGGCCGGAGCGAGAGCUGAAGGCAGGCGGCCGCAGCUGUAGCGUGAGCGCCGGCGGAGGGCUGGUGGGCCCCGCACCUUUGCUCCUCCUCACCGCCCGCGCCCUCGGACAUGGUGGCCCCCGGCUCUGUGACCAGCCGGCUGGGCUCGGUGUUCCCCUUCCUGCUGGUGCUGGUGGACCUGCAGUACGAAGGUGCUGAAUGUGGAGUAAAUGCAGAUGUUGAGAAACAUCUUGAAUUGGGCAAGAAACUACUUGCAGCUGGACAGCUAGCUGAUGCUUUAUCUCAGUUUCAUGCUGCAGUAGAUGGUGACCCUGAUAACUAUAUUGCUUACUAUCGGAGAGCUACUGUCUUUUUAGCUAUGGGCAAGUCAAAAGCAGCACUUCCUGAUUUAACUAAAGUGAUUGAAUUGAAGAUGGAUUUCACUGCAGCAAGAUUACAGAGAGGUCACUUACUACUCAAACAAGGAAAACUUGAUGAAGCAGAAGAUGAUUUUAAAAAAGUGCUCAAAUCAAAUCCAAGUGAAAAUGAAGAAAAGGAAGCCCAGUCCCAACUUAUCAAAUCUGAUGAAAUGCAGCGUUUGCGUUCACAAGCACUUGAUGCUUUUGAAAGCUCAGAUUAUACUGCUUCUAUAACCUUCCUUGAUAAGAUUUUAGAGGUUUGUGUUUGGGAUGCAGAACUACGGGAACUUAGAGCUGAAUGUUUUAUAAAAGAAGGGGAACCUAGGAAAGCAAUAAGUGACUUAAAAGCUGCCGCAAAAUUGAAGAAUGAUAAUACUGAGGCAUUUUAUAAAAUCAGCACACUGUACUAUCAACUAGGAGACCAUGAACUGUCUCUCAGUGAAGUUCGUGAAUGUCUUAAACUUGACCAGGAUCAUAAAAGGUGUUUUGCACACUAUAAACAAGUAAAGAAACUUAAUAAACUGAUUGAGUCAGCUGAAGAGCUCAUCAGAGAUGGCAGAUACACGGAAGCGACCAGCAAAUAUGAAUCUGUCAUGCAAACAGAGCCAAGUGUUUCUGAAUAUACAAUUCGCUCAAAAGAAAGGAUUUGCCACUGCUUUUCUAAGGACGAGAAGCCUGUUGAAGCAAUUCGAGUAUGUUCAGAAGUUUUACAGAUAGAACCUGACAAUGUGAAUGCUCUGAAAGACCGAGCAGAGGCUUAUUUAAUAGAAGAAAUGUACGAUGAAGCUAUUCAGGAUUAUGAAACUGCUCAGGAACACAAUGAGAAUGAUCAGCAGAUUCGAGAAGGUCUGGAGAAAGCACAGAGGCUAUUGAAACAGUCGCAGAAACGAGAUUAUUAUAAAAUCUUGGGAGUAAAAAGAAAUGCCAAAAAGCAAGAAAUCAUUAAAGCAUACCGAAAAUUGGCACUGCAGUGGCACCCAGAUAACUUCCAGAAUGAAGAAGAAAAGAAAAAAGCUGAAAAAAAGUUCAUUGACAUAGCAGCUGCUAAAGAAGUCCUCUCUGAUCCAGAAAUGAGAAAGAAGUUUGAUGACGGAGAAGACCCCCUGGAUGCAGAGAGCCAGCAAGGAGGUGGCGGCAACCCUUUCCACAGAAGCUGGAACUCAUGGCAAGGGUUCAAUCCCUUCAGCUCAGGCGGACCUUUUAGAUUUAAAUUCCACUUCAAUUAAACCAGCUGUUUUUCUGCUUUUCUUCCUUCAUUUUUUUUAAAGAUUAAAAACAAACAAAAAAAUCUUGUUCCAGGAUCCUAAUGAAAAAAAAAAAAUUCCAAUCUUUCAGUUUGUCCAUGACCAAAGAGUUGUUUUAAUAGGAAAUACCUGUUCUUAUCCAUUUGCGGUUGAUGGGUUUGGGAGGCAGGGAGGCGGGGAACAAACGGUUCUGCUUCCGGCAGAGCAGCCUGCGUCUGGGCUGUGAACGUCUGGAAGAAGCGGUCACAGAGUCUGUAUUUUUUUUACACUGGAGCACGAGGAAAUUCUUUUCUUUACAUCCUUGCGUACAUGUCAGUGCCUGCGUGUGUGAGGAGGAGCUGUGGUGUCAGGAUUCUCCAAGAGGAAUGAACAUUCUCAGCUGUAUGUUCCUACGGACAACUUUGCUUAGAUUCUGGUCAGGCCAGUCACUUGUUAACAUGUUAAAUUUCCACAUGUGUUCCCAUCUCUAUGAGCAUGACCAUGGCUGUCACUGAAGGUGGGCAGAGCCUGUCUUUUAGAAAAUCUGUUACCAAAUGAUAGUUGCCAGAGCAGGGUUCGAUCUGGACUGAUGUUAAUUAAGCAUGUAUUUUUUUUGUUCAAUACUUGCAGGAGAAUACUGAAAACCACUGAAAUAGAAUUAAUUGUAAAUCCUACUUGCCCUUUUAAUAUGGAACACAACAAACUAAUUUGUAAAAUACGUUCAGAAAAUAUAGCAGUGGUAUUUAAAAUAAUAUUGCUGUAGUGCAGAGUGAAGGACUUCAACAACUGAAGUUGUGAGCUAAACAGCAUUUCCUAUAACAGGAUUGACUUAGAAAUAUAAAGUUGCUCAGUCAACAUAAACAAAUAGAAUGCCAUGUUUCCACUUUCAGUAACUACAGCAGACAGUUUCUCUUAGGUCCUGGCCGACCUGGCCCGUGGGUGCUCGCGUGGGACUGUUUUGAGGUGGGCGUUACAUAGCAGGCCUGCCCCUCUGUAGACCUGCAUGCCUCUGGAUGUUCUCCUGCCAGAAAGAAGCCCAGGUUUACAGACCUCAGCUCUGGCUGUAUGUCUGUUAUCAAGAGGGCAUCUCUUCUUGGGAUACCUUCUUACCUUUUAAGCAAAAUGAACUAUUCAGUCUUUAUAUACUGGAUAAUUUUUUCCCUAAAAAAAUGAGUGUUACUUUAAUCAAGAACAUUAAAUAUUUAUGGAACUAUUGAUGCUGCAUUUAAAAUCUAAGAUAAUUACUUUAGAUAAGAAUUAUUACCUUUAUUCUGGAAAGGUUUUUAUUUUUGCCUCAGAGCAUUUUAAGCAGGAUGGGCCUAAUAUAUUACUUUUAGGAAAUCAAGCAUUUUCUUUGAGUUGUGGGGGCCGUCCUGAGCGCUAAUAUCCACAACAGCCAGCCAAGCACAAAUCGUUUUCUUCUACAGUCAUCCUAAAACAUACAUGGAAAGAAGUUUUUUAAACUGAGACAACAGUUGAAUUGAACAAAACACGUAAGUGCUUUUGCAUCUCUUUAUAAGUUUAUUUCUUAUCAAUAAACUUAAGAUUGCA